This is a messenger RNA of Chelmon rostratus (copperband butterflyfish), 1662 nucleotides long. RefSeq names its product flavin-containing monooxygenase 5-like. The transcript has 9 exons. Gene Ontology annotation, molecular function: NADP binding; flavin adenine dinucleotide binding; N,N-dimethylaniline monooxygenase activity. NCBI's taxonomy places the organism in Eukaryota, Metazoa, Chordata, Actinopteri, Chaetodontiformes, Chaetodontidae. Bases 7 to 1662 code for a protein of 551 amino acids. The record is from RefSeq and is a predicted model, not a curated record.
UCCAGCAUGGUUCAGAAGGUGGCCGUGAUCGGUGCGGGGAUUUCUGGUCUCACCAGCGUUAAGGCAUGUUUGGAUGAAGGUCUGGAGCCCACCUGCUUUGAGAGCGGCCAUGACAUCGGGGGUCUUUGGAGAUUUAAGGAGAAGCCCGAGCUCGGACGUGCCAACAUCUAUCAAUCGGUGGUCAUUAACAGCUCCAAAGAGAUGAUGGCCUUCAGUGACUUCCCUCCGCCGGCUGAGCUCCCCAACAACAUGCACCACUCGGAGGUGCUGCUGUACAUGCGCCUCUAUGCUCAGGCCUUCAAACUGCUGCCGCACAUACGCUUCCAGACGACCGUGGUCAGUGUGAGGCAGAGGCCAGAUUUUGCUGCGACAGGCCAGUGGGAGGUGGAGACAGAGAACAGCGAAGGUCAGAGGGACACUCAUGUUUUUGACGCCGUGCUGGUUUGUACCGGACACUUCACCCGACCUCACCUGCCACUCAAAGACUUCCCAGGUAUUGAGAGCUUUGAAGGCAGAUAUUUCCACAGCUGGGAUUACUGCGACGCUGAGGGUCUGCAGGGGAAAAGAGUGGUGGUGAUCGGGAUCGGGAACUCAGGAGGUGAUAUUGCGGUGGAUAUCAGUAGAGUUGCUGAGAAGGUGUUCCUCAGUACCAGGAGCGGAGCGUGGGUGGUCAGCCGUGUAGGAGAGGGCGGGCUUCCAGCUGACCUUAUCGGGACUUCUCGAAUGGAUAUGAUGAUACAGAAGCUCUUCUCCUCGUGGAUCAACAGGAUGUUGGAGAAGAAGCUGAACACAGCAUUUGACCACACACUAUACGGGCUGAAACCAAAACACGGUUUUUAUGCACAGAUCCCUGUCGUGAAUGACGACCUGCCAGCUCGGAUCAUCUCAGGUCGGGUUCAGGUGAAGCCAAAUGUGAAGGAGUUCUGUGGGUCCAGUGUGGCUUUUGCAGAUGGGAGCGUUAUAGACAAGGUGGAUGUGGUGGUGUUUGCCACAGGGUACAACUACAGCUUCCCCUUCCUGCCCUCAGCUCUGCAGGAUAAAUGUGGUUACAGGCUGCGUCUCUACAAGCACGUGUUCCCUCCUGCACUGACCCGGCCUACGCUGGCCGUGGUGGGCUUCAUCCAUGGCUUAGGGGCUAUCAACCCUCUGGCUGAGAUGCAGGGCCGCUGGGCUACGAGAGUGUUUAAAGGCUUAAUGACCCUCCCCUCAGAAGACACCAUGAUGAAGGAAAUUGAGAAAGACACAGUAACAAUGCAUCAGAGGUUUGCCUGCUCAGAACGUAACCCCAUCCAGGUGGACUACAUCCCUUACCUGGACUCCCUGGCAGAGCAGGUGGGGGUUCGGCCAAACAUAUUGCGGCUUUUGCUGAAAGACCCCAGACUGGCACUGCAGGUUUUGACGGGUCCCUGCACUCCCUAUCAGUACCGUCUGACAGGGCCGGGCCAGUGGGCUGGAGCCCGUCAGGCCAUUCUCACUCAGUGGGAGCGGGUGUUCCAGCCUUUCAGGACCAGAACGAUACCAGAUCCGGAGACCAGAUCUUCUUCUAAACGGAGCAUCGCAGUGAUUUUCUCAGGUGCAGCGCUACUGUGCUGCAUCUACUACAAUAAACACCCUCUCUCCUCUUUCUUCUCUCCUCUGUCAUUCUUCAGAUCUCCUCAGUAA